Parasteatoda tepidariorum (common house spider) is the source of this 1412-nucleotide messenger RNA. RefSeq names its product kin17 DNA and RNA binding protein (gene kin17). The record is from RefSeq and is a predicted model, not a curated record. Gene Ontology annotation, molecular function: double-stranded DNA binding. Gene Ontology annotation, cellular component: nucleus. Gene Ontology annotation, biological process: DNA replication; DNA damage response. NCBI's taxonomy places the organism in Eukaryota, Metazoa, Arthropoda, Arachnida, Araneae, Theridiidae.
GUGGCCGAGAGAGGCAGAUUUGAACUCAGCUUCUGACAUUAUCAAACAACUCAACCCAAAAAUUGUUUUUAUUUGUAAACUUUUAUGCUCCCUUCCUUCAGUAUUUCAAAUAAUUUAGUCUUUAUUUUAGUAUCACUAUGCCAAAGCACGGCUUUCUUGCACCAAAAGCAAUUGCUAAUAGAAUCAAAGCGAAAGGACUUCAAAAGUUGCGAUGGUACUGCCAAAUGUGUCAAAAACAAUGUCGUGACGAAAAUGGGUUCAAAUGUCACACUAUGUCCGAAUCUCAUCAGCGACAACUUUUAUUGUUUGCUGAUAAUCCCGAUAAAUAUAUCGACCAAUUUUCACAAGAAUUUUUGGAUUGUUUCGUAAAAUUAUUAAAACGACGUUUUGGGACCAGAAGAGUUCACGCCAAUCAAGUGUAUCAGGAAUACAUUGCUGAUCGUGAACAUUUGCACAUGAAUUCAACACAGUGGGAAACACUCACCGAUUUUGUUAAAUGGCUUGGACGGGAAGGCCAUUGUGUUGUCGAUGAAACGGAAAAAGGUUGGUUUAUCAGUUGGAUUGACCGGGAUCCUGAAACCAUCAGGCGCCAAGAAGUUCUUGCCAAACAAGAAAAAAUGAAGCUUGAUGAUGAAGAAAGAAUGCACCAGUUAUUCGAGAGACAAAUGCAGAAAGAUAAAGAAACGUCAAAGCCACAGCCAAAAGUGGAAUACACAGAACUUAAAAAAGAGAAUGAGGAUGAAAAAAUUGCAUUUGCGAUGAAACCUGUGAAAAUAGAAAAGAAAGUAACAAUUGAUGUUAAAAAUAAUCCUUUAAGCGCUACUUUAAAAACUUCAGUCAGGGACUCUACUAAGAAUUCUGUGGGAGAGAAACGUAAACUAGCUUUGGAAGAGAUUAUCGAGCAGGAAAAAGCUGCUAUGGAGAAAAAGAAUAGAAAAGAUUAUUGGUUAACUCCAGGUAUUGUUGUUAAACUCAUGACACAUAAAUAUGGUAAAGAAUUGUACAAAAAGAAAGCUGUUAUUCAGGAAGUGAAGAAUCGAUAUGAAGCUGUUGUGAAAAUUAUUGAUUGUGAUGAAAAGUUAGACGUUAAACAGGACGAUGUGGAAACAGUAAUACCUACAGUGGGAAGAAAAGUGCUUAUCUUGAAUGGCUUGUACAGACAUAAUGAAGCUAAAAUAUUGGAUGUAAAUUUUGACACUUUUUCAGUUAAAGUGCGUCUUGUGUCGGGAUCUUUUAAGGGAAAGACUAUUGAUAAUGUUAAGUAUGAAGAUAUUUCAAAAUUGUAUGUGCAAUCAUAAUGAGUGGAUGUAGAUAAUUUUUACUGUACAUAUUUGAUUAUUUAAUUUAUCUUAGUUUUGAAUAUUUGUAAAUAAUUAUGUUUUCAUAUUUCCAUAUAAAAUGAUACCUAAUCA